This is a messenger RNA of Paramuricea clavata, 4462 nucleotides long. NCBI's taxonomy places the organism in Eukaryota, Metazoa, Cnidaria, Anthozoa, Malacalcyonacea, Plexauridae. The record is from the annotation of a GenBank genome assembly.
AUGUCAGAACUUGCUCAAACUUUACCAAGGUAUCCAACAGAUAUAUCUGUUAUAGUUGUUAAGAUGAAAGGUAAAGAUAACAACUUCAAAGAUGUGAUGGUAAGAAGGCUGGCUGUUGCCGAUGCAUUACAGGCUUAUACAAAAUAACCCACACUACAAGUGUGUAGUUGUUAUUGAUGAGAAUUACUUGGCAGCUAGUAAUGGCAGCUAGUAAUAAUACUAAUGUUUUUAUAUAUCAAAUUUCACGGUAUGUUUACGGUUAAAGGCAAUAAUAACCAAUUCUGGGCCUCCAAAUUCUUUUUUACAUUUUCGUCUGCUGACAUGCAUUGACCUGAACUACAUGCACUUUUUAGCAGCUCAGCUGAUCAGAAUUUAUAUGAUAGUAAACACGAAAAUGUUAUAAAUAAUCCCCAUAUCACUGAUUGGUUUUUUACACAACGGUUAGAUAACUUUAUUAAGCACUGGCUGUACAGAUCACUUAAUGCUGAAUGGCAUUGGUAUAGAUUUGAACACCAAGCUAGAGGCAGUAUACAUUGCCAUGGAGUUGCAAAACUUAAAAAUGAUCCAGGGUUGUGUAAACUAUCAGAAACAGCUCUUAAAGGUUAUUUGGCAGAAAAUUUAAUUAAAAACUCUGAUCAAGCAGAAAUUGAAGAACUAAAUUUACAGAUAGCCCAAAGAAAAAAGGCUUCUGAAACAGUUUGUCAGUAUGUUGACUGGCUGCUCUCUAGUUAUAACCCAGACUCUCCAGAAAAUGGUAUUUGGGUAAAACCCACUGGACACCCUUGUCAAAAACAUCCAGGCGAUAUCAAUGCAAUAUUAUUACUUUAGUAAUGAAGAAGUUGCAACUUACAAUUCUGAGCAGUUAUUAGGCCUAUGUCAGCCAAUAGCAUGUAUCAAUGCAUUUCACUCUAGUGAAUUAGCUAAGAAAGCAAGUGCUGAUGAGAUGUCGGGAUUACAACCUACUGUUUUCCUCACAAAAGUGGCACAGGUGAUGCUAACCAUGAACUUGUGGACAGAUGUAGGUUUUUACAAUGGUGCAACUGGAACAGUUUUAGAAUUUAUUUUUGCAAACAAUCACCAACCUCCAGACUUACCAGUAGCUGUUAUUGUGCAGUUUGAUGAUUACACAGGUCAUCUAUCAGCAAUCAUUUCUUUCAUGUGUUCCAAUAUUUCCAAUAGCAAUUACCUCUCACACAUGUGUGCAUGAGAGACAACAACUUCAUCUUAAACUUGCUUGGGCUAUGACAAUCCACAAAAGCCAAGGAUUAACUUAGCCAAAGGCAUGGAUAAACAUAAAAUCACUUUCGAUUGUAGGUCGAACUGAAAAAACUGCAGGAAUCUCCUACGUAGCCAUCAGCAGAGUAAGAGCACUUUCCGACUGCAUCAUUGAACCUUUGACCGAUCAAGAAGUCUGCAAAUUUAAAAUUUAGGCUUGAUGAAGAAAACCGGCUAGAGAAACUUUGAAAGAACAGCUGAAAAUGUGAUCUUAUAGUGUAUUCUGAUUUCUUACAAAUCCGUAAACACCACUUGGCAGCAUAUUAAACUUUAAUUAAUAACAAAAUUGCUUACAAUUAUUGCAUUGUUCAAUCAACUAUUUUUUAUCUCAAUGAUCUAUAGCUGUAGUAACAGUUUUGUUCCCAGACAGCCAGACAUUGGAUACAGGCUUAUAGAUUAAUGUAUAUCUCAUACACCGAUAUACUGUGAUUCAUAUAAUAGCUGAAAACUACAUGUACAAAUUAUUGCAUAUCAGAUAUAAUUGCAGUAGUAUUAUGUUAUAAAAACCUACAGGCUUACUGUGUACAGUACACUACAUCCAACUCAUAUUCCAUUUAUUAUCAGGAAUAUUCCUCCAGUCUGAAACGACCGAUACACUGUACAAUUGGCUUCAGGUGAGUUUCUAUAUCAGUACUGUAUAUUUUAUUUUCCACCACUACUGUACCUCGUUUGAGAUUUUAGAAUACAGGCGAUAGUCUCUUUUACUGGAAAAACUCAAAAAAAGAUCAUUUGAGUUUUUCCUCACAAGUGGUCCAUCUUUAUAACAGCACUCCAUGUCCUAUGACAUCACUGACAGGUCAGUACUGCAGCUUAUCGACCACUCGUACACCAAUCAAAUUACUGCAUUGAUGGACUGCCUUGCCAUAUAAUAAUUUUAAAAACUCAAUAGAAAAACACUCAGGAGCAAAACACAAAGAAAAAUCAUAAGCGUGUCGUGGUUUUAUAUGUGAUAAAAAAUCAUGUUAAUUUACAUAAACUUUAGCUUUGAUUUUCUCAGUUUAGACAAAGUUUAUUUUAAAAAUUACUUCGCCACUGAACUUGUAUAAGAUGAGUAAUUUUUUAAGCUAGUUAAAGCACUUGUAGUUGUGUUUUAUCACAUAUAAAACACUCUGCUACACGUCAUGUUUUAUAUGUGAUAAAACACCCCUAUGUGUGCUUUAAAUAGUACUUCAAACACUCAUUAAUAAUUCAUAAACUUAUUGACAAAUCAUGUCAACCAUAAUAUGUCACAUGCAGUGGCUUUAAACCUGAUAAAACACUCCUAAUUAGUAUUCUUUAUAUAAAGAAUACUAAUAAGGCAGUAUCUAUUGUAGUCGUGUCCUCAUUAGUAUUCUUUAUAUAAAGAAUACUAACAAGGCAGUAUAUCUAUUGAAUUUGUAGUCAUGUAUGAUGCCGUUUAAUAAACUCGCAGGUCAUGUUUUAUUAGGUCUAAAGCCACUUCCGCUGCGCGCUCGUGUCUUUAAACCUAAUAAAACACUCCUGCUCGUUUAUUAAACAGUACAUAGAGCAUUAGCCAUUAUUUUCCACUUUUAUUAUUAUCAAGUAUAUGUAUUCCAUUUUUAUUGUAGACAUUGAUCCAAACAAGAUAGAUUGCUUUGUUCAUCAAGUCUCACCAAUCAAAAAUUCUGGUAAAACAAAAUAUUUUGAUUGUAAACUUCAGACAAGAUCCAGUGUAGUGAAAGGUGUCUGUUUCAGCCCCGAAAAGAAAAAACACCUUGAAGAUUUCAUGUAUACAUGCAAAGCCGUAACAUUAACAAAGUGUGAUAUCACAUGGUGGGCAAAAAAGACAGCAAAUUUGGCCACGUACAAAUAACUUUCUGUCAUUAGUUUGGAAUAUCAUGAAAUUUCCUCAAAGGAUAGAACUUGACAUUCCUAAAAAUUGUAUGUUUUUUGUUUUCAAUAUUGUUACAUUUUGGUGGAAAAAUGACGUCCCAACUUUGGCACCAAAAAACUAAACUCGAACUAAGAACAUGCUAGGAACUUUUUUGAAGAGAUUAUGCUAUAAGGAUCUCAAAACUGUAAAAACAUUGAAAAUACGCCUAAGCGGUGCAAAGAUAUGGUGCUUAAAAGUCUGAAAAAUCCGCCAUUUUGUUACUAAAAAUAGAUUUUUUUAAAACUUUGAAUCGCCAUAUCUUCACACUGCCUUGUUGUAUUUUCAAUAUUUUACAGUUUUGAGAUCCUUAUAGGACAAUCGCGCCAAUAUGUAACAAUAUCGAAAAACAAAAAACAUAUGAUUUUUAGGAAUGUCAAGUUCUAUCUUGUGAAGAAGUUUCGUGAUAUUCCAAACUAGCGACAGAAAGUUAUUUGCAUGUGGCCAAAUUUGCUGUCUUUUUUGGCCACCAUGAUCAGCAACAAGUUCAACGUAGCCAACAACGUUAUCAAUAAGAAAACCAAUGUCCAAAAGUGCACAACCCCUCUCAACUUUGAACGUGUUGACGUCGAAAAUACAACAGUCAAAUUGUCAACGGUGAAAUCAAUCCUGUUUGGUCAGCUCAUUAAUGUCAAGGCUACUUGUACGUCAAUUGUCAGGCUCAAAAAUCAUAUCGACUUCAGCUGGUGCAAGACUGAAAAAACAAGAGACUGUUCUUGCGACCCAUUUGGCUCCAUCAAGAUCAUUCUGUGGGAGGACUUCGUGGACACCAUUGAAACUGGGAAUACGUAUGACUUCGUGGACACCAUUGAAACUGGGAAUACGUAUCUCGUCAAGAACAUAAGAUUAAAGAAAGAUAAUUAUAUUAACAUCAUAUAUUUCAACACAGCGAUGACUGGUACUCAAAUUAACGAGGCGACAGCGUUCAACCAGCCUCUUGCUGAGGAAUCUGAUGAUGCACAACUCACCAUUCUGUCUACCACAGAAAUCACUGCACAUAUUAUCGGUGUCACCACCAUAAACAUCCAUCGCACAUGCUCUUGCAACAAAGCCAUCGAAGAACAGGGAAAGCUAUCCAACACCAACAACCAAUGGUAUGUUAAGCUGUACGUCCAAGAUACCACAAAUCAAGCCAAUAAAGUUUAUCUUUCACUCUAUCAUUCUAUGCUUGUCAAAUUGGUAGAAGUGGCUGAUCUCAAAGUUGAUCUUAAUUUUUGUAAUGAAGAAGAUCUUACAAUUGCUCUCCUUGAUUCUACAGGCGUAACAUGCUAUGAUACUGCUGCGAAAGUGACAGAUGUCACACCCAUCAUCAUAUGA